Ailuropoda melanoleuca (giant panda) is the source of this 1631-nucleotide messenger RNA. RefSeq names its product DPY30 domain containing 2 (gene DYDC2). Gene Ontology annotation, cellular component: Set1C/COMPASS complex. NCBI's taxonomy places the organism in Eukaryota, Metazoa, Chordata, Mammalia, Carnivora, Ursidae. The record is from RefSeq and is a predicted model, not a curated record.
GCCCUCCCCACGAGUCGCGUCCCGUCGCUAGGCAACGAGCGCGCGCGCCUCAGAACCCGUGAGUGCGCUCUGCAGAGGGGCAGGGGCGCGUGGAGGGGUGAUGCAGUGCUGCUGGUCAUGGACCGCACUCGGAGUGAAAGGGGUGUAGAAGAUUGUUCGUCCAGAUGCAUUGGUUCAGAUGAGAACACCAAGGCUCAGAGAGACCGGGUGGCUUGUUGAAGAUCACACAGCUAAUAAGCAACAGCACCAGGACCGGAACUUGGGUGUGUCUGUUCCUGGAGUCUGUGUUCAGACUGCGGCCACCCCUAACUUAUGAUCUGACUCAGGCUACAUUGCCUAUAGCUCUUGAAAUCCGCUUACUAGUAAAUACCGGCCCAUCAGCUCAACCUCCACUAGCUUCUUGCAUGAGCACUAGAGUAGAAUAGUGUGUUACGUGCUGGCAGAACCCGUGACCACGGGUAGCUACAGUGCCUGCCCUUCUCCCUUCCUCUCCUCCCCAAGGCUUCUCUGUGGUCCCUUCUGAAAUCAGUAAGCCCCUCUUAUCUACGUCACAGAUGACUGUAGCUUCCAACCUCACAAUAGCACAGCUUGCUGGGGCCUCAGAGCCCCUCUCAGGACCUCCUGCCUGAGCAAUUAUUUUCUCCCUACUCAAGGGUAGAGAUGCAUGUGUAAGUGGAGACCUUAGUCACCCUUAACCACCAGUAUAUCAAGCUCCCCUCGGGCCUCAUGACAUCCAGGACCUAUUAUCUGAUCUAAGACAGCAGAAGAGCUUUUUAAAAAAAGUCCAUUUGAAUGUAAGAGCAAUUGGCAAAUUUGAUUUAUAAAGUAGUGUGACUCCGCUAUGCUGUUCCCCAGGCCCGUGGGGAUGGAAACUGACUACCUGAAGAGGUGCUUCGGAAAUUGCCUGAGCCAGGCACUUGCAGAGGUGGCGAAGGUUCGGCCCAGUGACCCCAUAGAGUACCUGGCUCACUGGCUUUAUCAUUACAGGAAAACUGCUAAAGCCAAAGAAGAGGAGAGUCAACAGAAGAUCCAGCUGAAGGAAGAAUAUGACAAUAGCCUCAAAGAAACCGAAAUGACAGAAAUGCUGAAGCAAGAAGAGCGCCAGAGUCAACAGCGGUAUGAAAAGUAUCACAAGCCACUGGUAUCUGUAGCUAGUUCCACAAAGAAGACUGCAUUCAUACAAGAGAACACAAAAUCCCUUGAGAAGGAUGCCUUGAAGCAGGAGUCUCUGCCAGGUACUUCCAAUAUGAUUCCAGGAAUGCCUCAAUAGAUUUGCUCUCGAGAGUCAUCUGGCCAGACUGACGCUGUGUUGAAACUCCCCCAAGAAAUAAAUUCCUAGGCUUUUCAGCAUGAAAUUGCUCCUCAAAUGCAUCCGCUCCAAAUCUCCUUCUUAAGUGAUCAAGAGGUGGAUGAUUUUUAUGACGCUUCUCUCAAAGCUGCAAACUGAGAAAAUGGCCAUCUAGGCCUCUGACCUGAAGAUAGUAGCUAUGUGGAUUAAACCAAGAGUGGAGGGGCUGUGGAAGGAGAUGUCUUGCGGGGACAGACUCCCAGCUGAAGUUCUGUUCUGGUAGCUGUGAAAACCCUUUAAUCAUGUAAGCAUUUGAACUACUGAUAGGAUAAAAUAAACUCAU